Molecule: messenger RNA, 1419 nt
Organism: Penicillium brevicompactum
Lineage: Eukaryota; Fungi; Ascomycota; Eurotiomycetes; Eurotiales; Aspergillaceae
Exons: 5
Coding region: 1-1419 (472 amino acids)
Biological process (GO): amino acid transmembrane transport
Cellular component (GO): vacuolar membrane
Molecular function (GO): amino acid transmembrane transporter activity
Source: RefSeq, a predicted model, not a curated record
AUGAGUGCUAUCCAUGAGUCCCCCGAGCCCAAAAAGGAGCAUCUGGAUGAUGAUCUUAUAGACGAUGAUCUCGCGAUCAAGCCCACACAAACUGCCCAAACCGCACAUCAUGAUGUUGUAUUCGGCGAGAUCACUGAAGACGGUCCUAAUUAUCGCAAUGUCGGUUUCCUGGGAACAGUGAUUCUGAUGAUGAAGAGUCAGAUCGGAUUGGGGAUUCUCUCAAUCCCAACGGCCUUCAAUGCACUUGGAAUGGUUCCUGGUGUCAUCGUCUUGGUCGGUAUCGCCGCGAUCACCACCUGGUCUGGCUAUAUAAUUGGUCGCUUCAAGCUCAACCACCGAGAGGUCUAUGGAAUUGAUGAUGCAGCAACCUUGAUGUUUGGCCGCAUUGGCCGGUGGAUUCUGUCCGUGGUGUUCUGUCUAUACUAUAUCUUUGUGAGCGCGUCAGGUAUUCUCGGAAUCUCAAUUGGCUUGAAUUCAGUAUCAACACAUGGCUUGUGCACCGCCAUCUUUGCCGUCAUCGCAGCUAUCCUCGGUUUAGCGACCGCUAGUAUACGGACCCUCGGCCGUGUUACCUGGCUUGCAUGGAUCGGACUGCCUUCUGUGAUCAUUUCCGUGAUGGUCGUUACGAUUGCUGUCAGUCUCCAAGACCGCCCCUCUGCCGCACCCAGGACCGAUGGGCCCUGGACCUCGGAUUUCAAGAUUGUGGGUAAUCCCUCGUUCGUUGAGGGUAUUACCGCAGUGUCGAAUCUGAUCUUUGCCUUCUCGGGCACUCCCGGAUUCUUCUCCAUUGUAUCGGAGAUGCGGAACCCUCGCCAAUUCACUCCAGCCCUACUUAUGUGCCAAGCGACUGUGACUUCCGUCUAUUUGAUUGUGGCUUGUAUUAUAUACUACUACUGCGGCUCGUAUGUAUCUUCACCAGCCCUCGGAUCCGCCGGUGGACUGGUGAAACAAAUUUCAUACGGACUCGCGUUACCCGGCUUGGUUGUUAGCACAACUAUAGUCACCCAUAUCCCGGCAAAGUACAUAUUCGUUCACAUCCUUCGCGGCUCUCGCCAUCUGAACACCAAUACUUUCACACACUGGGCCUGUUGGCUCGGCUGCACCUUCGGCAUUACUGUAAUAGCGUACAUCAUUGCCAGCACUAUCCCCGCAUUCGAUGCCCUGGUCUCUUUGAUUGGAGCCCUACUUGGAACAAUCCUUUGUCUCCAGCCGUAUGGUUGUAUGUGGCUGUACGACCACUGGUCUACGGGGCGAGGGCACUCGAAAUCUUGGCUGCCGAUGGUAUGUCUCAGUAUCUUUAUGGUAGUCUUUGGAUCGUUUGUCACCGUUGCGGGUACAUAUGGAACCGUCGUCGGCAUCAUAGAGACCUCUGGGAACUCGGCCCCCUUCACCUGUGCAGACAACUCAAACUCAACUUGA